GACCGUUGCUCGUGUGUGACGUAUGUUGCUCAUGCAGCUGAAUUCCGCGUUAAAGUUUACACUUGAGGAUUUGAAAAUGAGAUAAAGAAAAGUUUUCAAAAGUGUAUCUAGUGCCAUAACGUGGAUGUUUGAUGACUUCAAAACAACUGUGCCAGUUUUAGUGUAGUAGUAUCAUUACAAUUGUGUUAAGAAUGUUCAACAGUUGAGUCAAGCAUUAAUUGUAAAAUUUUGUGUUGCAAAAUGGGAGUGUAGAAUAUUUUGUUUGACAGUGUGAAUAGUAGAAAGUUUUCGCAGCGCCGCCAUGGGGACAAACUGGUUGCUUUCUCCGUUUACUUUGGUGCUGCUGAUUUGUACAGUACAAUGCGAAGACAAUUCGCCGGGGCGGCCAGCAGAGCUGCAUGAUGCAAGGGAAGGAGACGACGUGACUCUGCUCUGCCGGUUCGACCCAGUGGCCCAACUGCCUAACAUCACCUACUAUUGGGUUCGCACCACGGAGAGCGAGGUCGAGAAUGUAGCCUUCGGAGAACUCACGCUACAGAGCGCCUAUAGAAUCACGUACGCACCGAAUGACGGGCACUUCGACCUGUUAAUCACAGAUGUGUCUUACGAGCGUGACAAUGGGAAGUUCGAGUGUCGAGUACGACAGGGCGGCACUGGGAAGUUGUUCCACACACAGGCGCACAAAUUGGUCGUGCUCACGCAACCCGGAGCGCCAUCGAUCACCCCAGGACAUCAAGUCCAGGCCCAGGAGGAGCGAGAGCUCAAACUGUCCUGUUCCACAUCCGGUGGUUCACCAGAACCGUCAAUCAAGUGGUAUCGCGAGGGCUCAGCCUAUCCUCUGGACGCGGAGGUGAUCCACGGGAAGACACGAGAGGUGGCUUCCGUAGCCACGCUGUCGUUCACUCCGACAAGAGAGGAUGAUGGCGCCACCUUCCGUUGCGUAGUAUGGAACCGCGCUAUGCCUGAGGGACAGCAGCUGGAUGCCAUCGUUGAUGUUUCUGUUAAUUAUUUUCCUCGCGUUGAAGUCGGUCCCGAUAAUCCACUCCGGGUGGAGCUCGAUGGAACAGCUGUAAUGGAGUGCAAAGUUGACGCAAAACCACAAGUUAACAGUGUGAGAUGGACCAGAAAUGGCAAAUACAUCUCCAACUCUUUCACUCACACUAUCCCCGGUGUUACUGUACAAGAUGCGGGCAAGUACACAUGCUCAGCCGAUAACGGCCUCGGCCGACCCGGAGAAAAAGAAGUCUAUUUGGACGUACUCUUCCCACCUACUGUAACAGUUGAAUCAAAAACCUAUGAAGCAGAAGAAGGUGGCACCGUUGAAAUUCGCUGUGAGGUCUCUGCUAAUCCAGAACCCAUUUCCAUAGAGUGGACAAUGGAAGGACAAGCUGACUUCCAUCAAAAAGGAAAUACGUUGGUGUUGAGAAGAGUAAACGCAGAUAUGGCGGGGACAUACGUUUGUAGAGCGGCUAAUGUUAUAUCAUUGAGUAGUGGGAAAAGUGUGGAGAGAGCUAGCAGCGCAUCGGUGGCAGUGCUGGUGAGGCACAAACCCGGCCGCGCGCGCAUCAGCCCAGACCGGCCCGUAGCACAAGAGGGCACCGCUGUCACUCUCACCUGCAGCGCUAAACCGCCGGGCUGGCCCGCGCCGCAAUACCGCUGGUUCCGUGACAACGGUAUUGCAGACCCGAAACCUGCUGUCCUUGCCACUGGAAAUCAGUAUACGAUUCCCAGCGCUCACUUGGGCAGUGAAGGUGUUUAUCGCUGUCAAGCAACAAACGAACUCGGACAUGGUGAUCUCGCUUCUGUUACUCUUGAAGUCCACCAACCACCUCACUUCCAGUCUAAACUACCCCUUCACGUUACAAAACGUUCCAGGGAGGAAGACUUUUCCGUUUCAUGUAGUGCGGUCGGUAAACCUCGACCCAACGUCAAAUGGUACAAAGACAAUGCCGAAAUAAAACCCGACGCCAAUUUAUACGAAGUAAAAACUGAUUACCGUGAAUCUAGCAAUUCCGUGUACAAUGUGCAAUCAACUCUCAAAUUCAAUGGAAAAGCGAGACCGAACACAAAUGAUUUAAUACCUGAGGAUAGAGGAUCCUAUAUGUGUACUUUUGAAAACGAAGUUAAGAAAGUUGAAUCUUCGAUGACUUUGCGAAUAGAACAUCCACCAAUACCAAUAAAACAACAGAGCAAAGUAGCGUAUGAUUUAAUGGAGUCCGCUGAGAUUUCAUGUCGAGUGUUAGCCUACCCUAAACCAGAGUUCCAGUGGCUGCUAGGUUCUAGCACUUCCUCUCUUCAAAUGUCUUCAGAUGGGCACUAUGACAUAAACACGACUUCGAAUAAUAAUGACUCCUAUCUCAGUGUGUUAAGGAUAAAGAACGUUAGUCCGAGCGACUACGGGGAUUACUACUGUAAAGUGACGAAUGCUUUGGGAAGUAUAAAGCCACAGAUUAGGUUGCAGCCGAAAGGUUCUCCUGAAUCUCCGAAGUCACUUGCAGUGCAGAAAGUGGGUCCUUCCUACAUUACUUUGAAAUGGGAGAAUGGAUUUAACGGUGGAUUGUCAAAUACGAAAUAUUUUGUGCUGUACCGCCGUGUGUCUGGGAGAGGUGCAGCAAGCGGGGGUGAACGAUGCGAAGCAGAGCGCACUGGUAACAACGACUGGAUGGAGUACGAUUGCGGACGAAUUAAUCCAUGCAACGUCACACGGCUCGAGCAACAUAGCUCGUACACUUUCAAAGUGAAGGCAGUAAAUACGAAAGGGCAGAGCAACUAUUCCAAUGAGAUCGCGGUGACAACAAAAGUCGACGAUAUUCCGCCGCCAGAACAAGUGACGUACGACCCUGCUUCGCGAGUCGUUGUAUUCUCAGCUGGACCCACUUGCUUAUCCUUGGUGGGAGUUGCUGAGGGUUUGGGCGCCGUCGGAGGGUGGCAGGUGGUGGACACGAUUCCUCUCCAGCUAUCAGGAUCCUCGUCGACGAUACAAGAGGCGGUUCUCGAACCGCCAGUCAAGCCGAGCAGGUCCACAGCCCGUCAUUUCGCCGAACCCCUCGAUGAUCUCAAUCCACGCUUGCGACUCAAACUCUGCCUUCAACCUAACCAGGAUAUCUGCAGUAACUACACAGAGGCUGAUAUUGGUACCUCGUACACGAAGGACGCCGCUGCUUUGACGACGGCUACUUUGAUCGCGAUCGUGGUUUCCUGUCUUGUGUUCUUGUUGUUCCUGAGCCUUUUGUUCAUCUUCUGUCGAUGCAAACGGAACGAGAAUACGAAGGAAACAUCUAAAGAUUACGAGAUGGACUCUAUGCGACCUCCAAUAUCACCACAGAAUCAGGCACCACCACCUUAUUAUCCCAGUACAGGGAUGGAGAAUAAGGCCCUAGAGCACUCAAUGGAUCUAGCACUUGAAGACUCGAAGAAUGCCGUGUAUGCGACGCAAGGAGGCUAUGGGUACCAUGUUGCGCCACACGCGCAAGGCCAUCCCGCACAAAACAUGCCUAAUUCAGAAUGGGUAAACAUGGGAUAUAUAGAAAACAGCUAUACGAAUAGUAACAACGGGGGAAGCGUCAACUCACAGGAUUCGUUGUGGCAAAUGAAAAUGGCUGCGGCAAAUAAUGCAGCGGGCAUACCGGCUCACCAGAUCAUGGAUCGUCAGAGUAAUUAUGGUUACGACCCUAUUACGCACGGCGGUUAUGGUACCAUAGACGACUACGCACCGUACCCGCAUUUGGCACACGCCGGGCAGCCUCCCGCGUCUGCCGAUUAUAAUAUGCGCGGCAGCCAAAACCCCUCCAGGCAAGAAUACUGCUCCGACCCCUACGCCUCCGUCCACAAGCCCAAGAAACGCAUGGAUCAACACAUUGAAUCACCAUACCAUGAAGUGAGCGGGCUUCCGGAGGCGUACGGAGGAGGCAGUGAGGAAGUGGGCGGGGAGGAGAAGCCUCCGCAUCUUUCCCUGAGUUACGACGAAUCUCUCGAGUCGGGUUAUUCCACUCCUAACUCCCGCGCACGUCGUGUUAUCAGAGAAAUCAUCGUGUAAGAAGAACAUCGUAAGUCAUACGGCGGCGCCGCAGUACUUUCCAAAGUAAGUUUUUUAUAUAGAAACGAAUAUUUGUCGAACAUUUUAAAUUUGACUGCUGAGAGAAGCGCUCGCAUUAAAAUUAUUUUAAUGCUACAUAUGAUAUGUACUUUACCGACAAAAUUUUAUCAAAAGUAAUUAUACACGCAGAACAGACAGAGGUUAGCCAAACAAAACAUGAAACAUUCUAAACGUCAAGCACUGAAACGUCGAAUACGCGAUAGUGUUUUUAAUUGCUUUUUUCUAACUAAGCAGACGUGUAAAGGACAGUGAAUUAAGACAAUACAUAUUUGCUAAAGUCAUUACACUUAUUUAAUAACAUAUAAACACCAGGGAAGUGUGAAUCGACGGCCUUAGACCGACGGAGUAGCAGUACUGUCUCUUAACACUAAAAAUUGCGGUUUCGUAUCCAAAUCCAGCAUUUAUUUUGUGUGAGAAAAAUCACAUACAGGCUAAAAAUUACCAAAUAAAAUUAUAGGGAAUUUUAACUUUAUAAUAAAUCGAUCGAACAAAUAGAUGUCUAUUUGCCAAGUUUUAUUGAAACCAGUUAUCGGAAAGUGCACAAAACGGGAGUCAUCCCCUAGUUUGCCACCCUAAGAGGAGGAAUAUGUUCUUCAAAUUUAAAUGGGACCAAAAUACUGAGGUACCCUCUUUCCAACAAAAAAAAGAAUCAUCAAAAUCGGUUCACAAAUCGUAACCGUAAUCGCGAGUGAUAACCGUAACGAGUAAUCGCGUA
This is a messenger RNA of Hyposmocoma kahamanoa, 4811 nucleotides long. RefSeq names its product contactin-5 (gene ed). Lineage: Eukaryota; Metazoa; Arthropoda; Insecta; Lepidoptera; Cosmopterigidae. The coding region runs from base 302 to 4036 and encodes 1244 amino acids. Gene Ontology annotation, cellular component: cell-cell junction. The transcript is spliced from 11 exons. The record is from RefSeq and is a predicted model, not a curated record. Gene Ontology annotation, biological process: cell-cell adhesion. Gene Ontology annotation, molecular function: cell adhesion molecule binding.